AUGGCUCAACGGCACUGCGUACUUUGGGUGCUCCUGCUCUGCGCCAUCCUUACCAUAGCAGUCAACGGGACCAAGAAGGUGAAAAAACGACGACAGCUGUACCCAGAUCAGAAGGCGAGUCCGCAGACGGGCAGCUACUAUGCCUACGCGGAGGUGCCACGGCAUCCAUUCAUGUCGCUGCUGUACCCUCAGUCUCACUCUCACCAGUCUUAUCUCCUCUACUCCCCGGCAAGUAGCUACCCGGGGCACCCGAGCAUCGGAGGUUUGCCGGCUCCUGCGCCACCGGCGUCGACGCCACCGGCCUACACCUGUCCCGGCCAGUAUCGGCAGCCAGCCUGCCGGAGGUCGGUCUACCGCACCUACGACGGCUCCUGCAACAACUUAGAAUUUCCCACCUGGGGCAUGGCCAACACCAAAUACGCCCGGCUCUUGCCCGCCAAUUACGCCGACGGAUUCCACGCGCCACCGGUGUCGAAGAGCGGCAAUCCCCUGCCGCUGGCUCGAGAGGUCAGCCGUUCGCUCUUCCCCGAUGUCGACGUCCAGGACGCGAGGUGGACCCUCAUCGCCAUGCAGUGGGGCCAGAUCAUGACUCACGACAUGGCCAUGAUCGACGGGACCACGCAAUCGAAGGCGCACGCGACCCAGUGUUGCACGGAGCAGGGCCAGUUGAUUGCCGAGGCCCUGGAGAGCCCGCUGUGCUUCCCCAUCAUCAUACCGCCCAACGACCCGGUCUACUCUUACGAGCGCCAGGAGUGCCGUAACUUUGUGCGCAGCACCACCGACUUUGACCGCGGCUGCUCAUCCGGGUACAAGCCCGCCGAACAGCUGACGGUGGUGUCGCACUACCUGGACCUGUCGCUUACCUACGGCUCGAGCGACAGGGUGGCCGCGGGCUUGAGGACCGGCAUCGGCGGCCAGCUCAUAACGGAGGUGCGCGACCAGCGCGAGUGGCUGCCCCAGGCCAACAACAAGAGCGCCGCCUGCGACACCAACUCCGAUCUCGACGUUUGCUACAGGGCAGGCGACGUGCGCGUCAACCAGAACCCGCAGUUGACGAUUUUACACCUGAUCCUGCACAGGGAGCACAACCGCAUCGCCCGACACCUGGCAGUUUUGAACCCCCACUGGGCCGACGAGACGAUAUUCCAGGAGGCCAGGCGCAUCAACACCGCCGCGUACCAGCACAUCUCGUACUACGAGUGGCUCCCCAUUUUCAUUGGUUUGCAAAACUCGUACAACCGUAAGAUCCUGUACAAGACCGCGGGCUACGUCAACGACUACGAUCCAGCCGUGGACCCGAGCGUCAUAAACGAGCACUCGACCGCCGCCUUCCGCUACUUCCACUCCCUCAUCGCCGGCAAAUUACUUAUGGUGGACGAGCCGAGGUUCGCGUUCAGGUACAACGCGCUGCGUCUGAGCGACCACUUCAACCGGCCGGGGGUCAUCGAGCAGGACAAUUUCUUGGACAAGCUUACGAGGGGCAUGGCCUUCCAGCCGCAGGAGAACAGCGACCAGUACUUUGACAGCGAGAUAACGAACCACCUCUUUAGGAACCGGCACAGGCUGGGCGACGAUCUCCGUGCCAUAGACAUCCAGAGGAACCGUGACCACGGCCUGGCCACCUACAACGACUACCGGGCGCUGCUCGGCCUGCCCCGAGCCGUCCAGUGGGCCGACUUUGGGGAUCUCAUAUCUCCCGAGAACAUCCAGAUGCUGUCGCUGCUGUACGAGACGCCGGACGACGUGGACCUGACUGUCGGGGGUUCGCUCGAGAGACACGUGCAGGGGACACUGGCCGGGCCGACCUUCCUCCACAUUCUCAGCGAGCAGUUCUUUAGGACGCGAGUGGGUGAUCGGUACUGGUUCGAGACCGGGAACCCCGAGCUCGCCUUCACGAUCGAGCAAUUGACUGAGAUUCGCAAGGCCAGCAUGGCGAGGUUGCUGUGCGACAACGGGGACAACAUCCGGUUGAUGCAGCCCCGGGCCUUCGAACGAGUUUCCCAGUCUAACCUGGUGGUCUCGUGCGACGACAUUCCCGCCGUGGACUUGUCGCUGUGGAAGGACAUACGGACGCCCUACCACUCCGUAGCCAGCGACUACUUGUGAAUCCGGACUCGCACGGAUCGCCAGCAUUUCACGAUCAAAGUGUAAUUAUUGUAUAAAUUGAGGAUCUAUCGUUAUUUUUACAUAAGUAUUGCC
Copidosoma floridanum is the source of this 2199-nucleotide messenger RNA. RefSeq names its product peroxidase. Lineage: Eukaryota; Metazoa; Arthropoda; Insecta; Hymenoptera; Encyrtidae. The record is from RefSeq and is a predicted model, not a curated record. Gene Ontology annotation, biological process: response to oxidative stress. Gene Ontology annotation, molecular function: heme binding; peroxidase activity.